Messenger RNA from Raphanus sativus (radish), 2540 nucleotides. Its product is annotated as probable myosin-binding protein 4. The coding region runs from base 300 to 2540 and encodes 746 amino acids. Gene Ontology annotation, molecular function: myosin binding. The transcript has a single exon. Lineage: Eukaryota; Viridiplantae; Streptophyta; Magnoliopsida; Brassicales; Brassicaceae. The record is from RefSeq and is a predicted model, not a curated record.
AAAUAAAUAAAUCCUCGUGAUUUACACACACAAAAAUGUUAUACAUCUCAAUAUUCUGAGGGAGAGAGUUACACUAAUUUAGGCAAACCCCACAACAAAUCGUUGAACAAGUUUUGUUUUAUUUUAGGCAAAAGUCCUUUGACCUCUUCUCUCAUUGACCAAAUCAUUCUCCCUUUCCCAGGUAAGGCCAAGUUUUCACUUUCAAGAAUUCAAAUCUGACUCAAGAUUCUGAGAUAAUGAGUUUCAAUGUUCUUCUUCAGGAUCAUCAUUAUCAUUCACCAUCACCACUACUCUAAAACAUGGAUUCAAAUCUUAUUUAUGAUCACCAAAACGUCCUACUCGGGUUGGGGCCUGUCCUAACAUACGCAGCCUGCGAAUGGUUCCUCAUAUUCCUCAUGCUCAUAGACGCUCUCCUCUCCUAUCUCCUCGUCUGGUUCGCACGCUACUGCAGACUGCCUCUCCCAUGUUUCCUCUGUUCCAAGCUCCUUUAUUCUCCUCUGCAUUGGAGACUCCUCCUCUGCAGGAACCACAGAUCAGAGGUUUCUUCUUACAUGACGUGUCUGAAUCACGACAGCAACCUCGCGGACUGUCGAGGAAUGUGCGAUGACUGUCUCCUGUCUUUCACCAAAACGACCGGUCCGGAUCCAGACGUGAACAGGUUGCUUCUAGGGAAGCUAGGGUACGAUCUGCUCUCCACAAGCCACUUUGCUCAUCCUCCUAGAUCGUGUUCUUGUUGUAACAAACCGUGGAGGACAAGGCAACAUACGCAGAGACUGGUUAGGUUAGGCUCUGGUGGAGCUAAACCUAACAUUCCUGCUCCAAGGCAUCAUCAUCUUACACGAAGAGGAAGCGCUGGGAGUUUGAAGAAGAUGAGAAACCACCAUAAGGCUGCGGCUACGGCGGUGACGAGUGGUGGUGAGUAUGUAGACGCUGGAAGCCGCAGCGAAGGUAUGGCUCAUGUGGGGUACGCAGAGCUGAAGAUUCACUCGGAGUCUGAAUCAGACUUCUUGUUUACAGAUGAUGAUGCCUUCUUCCAGACCAUAGACUUCAGUGGUGAGACAUCUGAGAGACGUGUUCAAAGGUCUCGGUCUCGGGAAUCGUUUGAUGACAAGAAGAUAUUGAAGCGUAAGCAGCCUUACUUGCAAGACAAGAAAGAUAAGAACAUUCGUGUCAAAGAUCAUAAACCACGUGAGCGUAAGCUUGUAGAUAAGAAGACUAAGAAGCAACAACAAGAACAACCUAUUGACGCAGGGGAGGAGGAUGCAUCUGUACUCUCGGAGCUUGUUACUAUGAGUGAAGCUCGUCCAUUCUCAUUGGACUUACCUCAAGAGGAAAGUUCAGGAAGAGCAGAGAAUGAAGCUGAGAUAAAUGGCAGCUCAUCUCCUUCUGGUGGGGAAUUCUUGAGCCCUUCUGGAGACAAUAGUACCACCUCUCGUGAAGUCCAGAGUCAAGCAGACUUUGAUCAAAACAUAUCCCAUUCAGCUGUACAGACAGAAGCAUCUGAGGAAGCUGUGCCUGGUUCUGUUGCAGCUGAACCUUCUAGUGAUGAUGAGAAUAGAGAUGAAGGGGACUUGAAGCCUCUGACGACCAAUGAUAUGCCAGUUUCUCUGGCGGAUGAACCUUCUAAUGAUGUUGAAGGAGAUCUCAAGCAUUUGACCACCAGUGAUGAAGGGCCAAGUGAGGUUAAUGAAAACAAUGUUGCAGAAGAAUAUUUCAGUAAUGAAGAAGAGGAAGAAGCUGAGGUCAAUGCACCUUCUGAGCCGUCAACAUCAAAAGAAGUAUCUGGUUCAUUUGCUGUAGAACAAUCCAACGAGGAAGAAGAAGAUGGAGGUAGUAAAGGCUAUGCAGUUGCGCAAUCAUCUCAUUCCAGUCAUGAAGAAGAAGAGGAUGUGGAUAAUGUAGACUCCAAACCUUUGACAUCAAUCAAUGUGACUGGUUCUGCCUCAGAAGAACAAUCAAGUAACAAAGAGCAAGGAGAGACCGAGCCUUUGCCAUCACCAAAGAUCUCCAACGAAAAUUCCUCAUUAGAACACAGCGAUGAUAAAAAUUCCUCCAAGGAACUAAAGCAUUCUGCUUCUGUGGAAUCAUUUGUAAGCAUUAGCAGUGACAUUGAAGGCGAAAAUCUAGUUGAUCUGUUAAAGCAACAGCUAGAGCACGAGAGGAAAAGCCUAAAAGAUGUGAGUAGAGAGUUAGAGGAAGAAAGAAACGCCUCAGCUAUAGCUGCAAAUCAAGCAAUGGCGAUGAUCACACGGUUGCAGGAGGAGAAAGCAGCUCUCCACAUGGAAGCUUUGCAGUACCUGAGAAUGAUGGAUGAGCAAGCCGAGCACGACGUUGAUGCACUUGAGAGAGCAAACGAUGUCUUGGCUGAUAGGGAAAAGGAAAUACAAGAUCUCGAGAUGGAGUUAGAGUACUACAGAGUUAGGUAUCCAGAUGAGCCAAGAGAAGAAAUCCUCGCUAGCAUGGGAGUUCUGGAGAGUAUUGAAACGAGUGGAAACUCAACAACUGAUGAGACCAGUGGGAAUGUUCCAACAGACAUUUGA